AUGAGUUCACUGUCCUUCCAGAUCAACAAGGAACCGCUAUCUAACGAUAGGUAUGAUGAACCAGACGAUGAAAGUGCAAAAGAGUAUGAUGGUUUCAAUGCAGGUACUGCUAACGAAAUUAAAGAUCUAGCAAGAUCACUAGUGAAUGAACGAUCAAUUGGAGAUGAAGAUUAUGGAGAGGUGAAAUCGACUGCAAAUUUGGAACUUAUGCGCACUCUUACGAGCUUAUCAGACGUACCUGGCGCUAUCCCUAUGUCAAAGGAUGUCAUUGACCCAAGGUUAGACCCCAACUCUUCCGAAUUCGACUCCAAGUUCUGGGUAUUGAAUAUGAGAAAACUCAUGGACUCUGACGUAGACUUUUAUAGACCAGCUAAACUCGGGGUCGCUUACAAGAAUUUAAGAGCAUACGGAAUCGCAACAGAUUCUGAUUACCAGUCGACUUUUUCUAACUUUUUAUUGAAAUAUACUGAAAGAGGGUUACGAAAACUAUUCCGGUUCAGCCAAGGAACUUAUUUUGACAUCUUAAAACCCAUGGAAGGCAUUGUAAAGCCCGGUGAGUUAACCGUAGUGCUAGGUAGACCCGGCGCUGGAUGUUCAACUUUUUUGAAAACUAUUGCCAAUCAGACUUACGGUUUCAACGUCGACCCAAAAUCUAUAAUUUCCUAUGAUGGAAUCACCCCUAAGCAAAUUCAAAAGCACUUCAGGGGUGAUGUAACGUAUUGUGCAGAAACUGAGAAUCAUUUUCCACAAUUAAGUGUAGGGAUCACAUUGGAAUUUGUUGCAAGAAUGAAAACUCCAAAGAACAGACCACCAGGAGUUUCAAGAGAAAUGUAUGCCAAGCACAUGGCAGCCGUGGUCAUGGCAGCAUACGGCUUAUCUCACACUCGAAAUACAAAGGUAGGAAAUGAUUUCAUUAGAGGUGUUUCCGGAGGGGAAAGGAAGAGAGUGUCAAUUGCAGAAGUUGCUUUAGUUAGAUCGGCCCUACAAUGUUGGGAUAAUUCUACGAGAGGCUUGGAUUCAGCCACUGCAUUAGAAUUUCUUAAAGCGCUCAAAGUUUCUGCGACUGUAUUGCAAUCAACACCAUUGAUUGCAAUUUAUCAGUGUUCUCAAGAUUCAUACGAUUUGUUUGACAAAGUAAUUGUACUUUAUGAUGGAUAUCAAAUAUUCUUUGGAAACUCUAGAGUAGCAAAGCGGUAUUUUUUGGAAAUGGGUUAUGAAUGCCCUCAACGCCAAACAACUGCAGAUUUUUUAACAUCUUUGACCAACCCUGUGGAACGGAUUGUGAAGAAGGGCUAUGAAAAUAAAGUUCCCAGAACACCUCUUGAGUUUUAUGAGUAUUGGAAUAACUCACCUGAGAGACUUGAAGUAGCUAAAGAAGUGGAUGAGUACCUAUUAGCCGUGAAUGGAAAAGAAGCAAGCUCCCAUUUUGCUCAAGCUCAUAGAGCCAAGCAAUCCAAUAAUUUACGAAGAAAUUCACCUAUGACUGUUUCAUAUUUCAUGCAAGUGAAAUACAUCAUAUUUCGUAAUUUUAGAAGAAUAAAAGGUGACCCUUCCAUUACCAUCUUCAACGUCGUAGGGAACACAGUUAUGGGCUUGAUAUUGUCGUCUGUCUUCUACAACUUGCAACCCAAUACUCAAUCUUUCUACUCAAGAAGUGCAGGCCUAUUUUUUGCCGUGUUAUUUAAUGCAUUCGCUUCCAUGUUGGAAAUAUUUUCACUUUAUGAAGCUCGCCCCAUAGUCGAGAAACAUAAAAAGUAUGCAUUGUACCACCCUUCUGCAGAUGCCUUAGCGUCCAUUAUUACAGAAUUACCAGCAAAGAUUCUGGUAUGCAUAGCAUUUAAUUUAGUUUUAUACUUCAUGAUUAACUUCAGAAGAGAGCCCGGCCAUUUCUUCUUUUACUUAUUGAUAAACUUCUUUGCUACCCUAGCAAUGUCACACCUUUUCAGAACAAUAGGUGCGUCGUUUAAGACAUUGUCGCAGGCUAUGACUCCAGCGUCCAUCUUACUAUACUCACUUACCUUUUUUACUGGAUUUGUUAUUCCUACUCCCAAGAUGCAUGGUUGGUGCCGAUGGAUAAAUUAUAUUGACCCCGUAGCUUAUGCAUUUGAAGCACUUAUUUCAAAUGAAUUUCACGAACGUGAAUUUGAAUGUUCUGCAUUUGUUCCAACAGGUGGAAAUUAUACGAAUAUUGUAGGAGAUGAUAAUUAUAUUUGUCCUCAAGUUGGUGCGGUGUUGGGUAGUCACUAUGUUAAUGGUGAUGCUUAUAUAAACACUGCAUACGAGUAUUAUAAUAAAAACAAAUGGAGAAAUUUUGGGAUUUUACUAGCUUACACCAUUUUCUUUCUUAUAACAUAUAUUGUUACCUGUGAAUAUAACAAAGGUGCGAUGCAAAAAGGUGAAAUUUUAUUGUUCCAGAAGCGAGAACUAAAGAAGUUGAGACGCCAGGUUCGUAAACAAGACAUAGAGUCAAAUGGAGCUAAUUCGGGAAAGAUCUUAGUAGAAAAGGUUCUGCCCGAAAAUGAACUGACACCAAUAGAAGACUCAAAUUCAAGAUCUGAUUCAAGUUCAGUAAUUGGCUUGCCAAUUCAGUCAAAUAUUUUCCACUGGAGAAGUUUAACAUAUGAAGUAAAGAUUCAAAAGGAAAAUAGAGUUAUUCUUAACAAUAUCGACGGAUGGGUUAAGCCUGGUCAAGUCACUGCGUUGAUGGGUGCUUCUGGUGCUGGUAAGACUACCUUACUUAAUGCGUUAUCUGAGAGAUUGACGAGUGGAGAGAUCACUUCAGGUGUUCGUAUGGUCAACGGACACUCGACAGAUUCAUCUUUCCAAAGGUCAAUUGGGUACGUUCAGCAACAAGAUUUACAUUUAACGACAUCCACCGUUCGUGAAGCUCUUACGUUUUCUGCGUAUUUGCGUCAACCUAAAUCAGUAUCUAAGAAGGAAAAAGAUGCCUACGUUGACCAGAUUAUAGUGUUACUUGAAAUGGAAAAAUAUGCCAAUGCUGUAGUUGGUGUAACAGGAGAAGGAUUAAACGUCGAGCAACGUAAAAGAUUGACAAUCGGAGUUGAACUAGUCGCUAAGCCGAAGCUUUUAGUAUUUUUAGAUGAACCUACUUCUGGUCUAGAUUCACAAACUGCUUGGUCUAUCUGUAAAUUAAUCAGAAAGCUAGCAGAUCACGGACAAUCUAUUUUAUGUACAAUCCAUCAACCCUCGGCUAUACUACUUCAAGAGUUCGACAGAUUAUUGUUUCUUCAGAAAGGGGGUGAAACUGUGUACUUCGGAGAUUUAGGAAAAAACUGCCAAACUUUAAUUGAUUAUUUUGAAAAGUACGGGGGUCACCCAUGUCCGCCAGAGGCCAAUCCUGCUGAGUGGAUGCUCGAAGUAAUUGGUGCAGCACCUGGGUCUAAAGCAACACAAGAUUAUUUUGAAGUUUGGCGGAACUCAGAUGAGUACAUUCUUAUCAACAAAGAACUUGACAGAAUGGAACAGGAACUUAUCGAAAAGCCAGUUGAUGAUAAUCCAGAAAAUUUAAAAGAAUUUGCAACACCAUUCUGGUUCCAGUACCUUGUCGUCACUAAAAGAUUGUUUGAACAAUAUUGGCGAACACCUUCUUACACGUACUCAAAAAUUUUGUUAUCAGCUAUAACUGCGCUAUACAACGGAUUUGCGUUUUUCAAUGCUGAAAAGACUAUACAGGGUUUACAAAAUCAGAUGUUUUCUAUAUUCACAUUUCUUGUUGCUUUUAAUACCUUGGUUCAGCAAUAUUUGCCGCAGUUUGUUACCCAGAGAGACUUAUACGAAGUUCGAGAAAGGCCAUCCAAGACUUUCAGCUGGCAAACAUUCAUAGCGGCUCAAAUCACAGUUGAAAUUCCAUGGCAAAUUUUCGCUGGUACUUUAUCGUUUUUCUGUUGGUAUUAUCCUAUUGGAUUAUAUCGAAAUGGGAAAUUGACACACGAUGUUCACGAAAGAGGAGCCUUGAUGUGGCUCACGGCUGUAAUAUUUUAUGUGUAUGCCUCUACUAUGGGUCAAUUGUGUAUUUCAUUCAAUGAGCUUGCUGACAAUGCUGCAAAUUUGAGUUCCCUUUUGUUUACUAUGUGCUUAAUAUUUUGUGGUGUACUAUCUGCGGCUUCACCAUUGCCGGGAUUUUGGAUAUUUAUGUAUAGAAUCAAUCCAUUUACUUAUUGUGUUUCGGCAAUGUUAUCAAUUGGGCUCGCUAGAGCUGAAGUACAAUGCGAUCUGACUGAGUUAUCGAAAUUUUAUCCUACCGACGGUCAAACCUGUGGUGAGUACAUGAAGAAUUAUAUAGAUUUCGCAGGUGGGUAUUUGGUUGAUUCAAGUACUACAGGAAUUUGCCAAUAUUGCGCACUUAGCUCAACGGACACGUUCUUGAGUACCGUUCAUGCGUAUUAUGAUAAAAGAAAAAGAGAUAUUGGGAUAUUUUCUGCUUUCAUCUUUAUAAAUAUCGCAGGAACUAUAUUUUUUUAUUGGCUUACAAGAGUUCCAAAAGGAAGCAAGCAGAAGAUGAGAUAG
Dujonia railenensis is the source of this 4527-nucleotide messenger RNA. The record is from the annotation of a GenBank genome assembly. Lineage: Eukaryota; Fungi; Ascomycota; Pichiomycetes; Serinales; Debaryomycetaceae.